ACUUUCAAGGAAUGGAAAAAUUUCGAGUUAACGUUAUUCUUGUUUGGCUUUUAGCUGUUUAUACUUGCUGCGCAUUUGGAACAGCGCCAUUGAGGUUGCUUCAAAAACAAUAUCCUUCUCCGUCAUUAGUGCAAGGUAUUUUACAGAUUUAUCACGAUGGUCAAUGGGGAACAAUAUGUGAUGACAACUGGGACAUGACUGACACAAACAUCGCAUGUAAACAGCUUGGAUAUGGAAGUGCAGUGAAUUACAAGCACUUGGGAGAAGGACCUGAUCCAAUUUGGCUUGAUGGUGUGAAUUGUAAUGGUGGUGAAUCGUCACUAGAUCAGUGCCAACACGAAGGAUGGGGUAAACAUGACUGCUCCCACAGUGAGGAUGUUGGUAUCGUGUGUAAAUACACAACACCGCCGCUGAGGUUACUCGGUAAACUCUCCACCCCGUCUGUAGUUCAAGGUAUUUUACAGAUUUAUUUCAAACAUCAAUGGGGAACAAUAUGUGAUGACUACUGGGACAUGACUAACACAAACAUCACAUGUAAACAACUUGGCUACGAGAGGGCAGUGAGGUUCAUGCACUUAGGACGAGGAUCUGAUCCAAUUUGGCUGGAUGAAGUACAAUGUAAUGGCAAUGAAUCGACACUAGAUAAGUGUCCACACAAAGCAUUGGGUGUCCAUAACUGCGACCAUAGUGAGGAUGUCGGUAUCGUGUGCUAUACAGGUCCUCCAGUCAAAGUUCGACUGAUUGGUGAUGUGCCUAAUGCUGGUCGAGUACAAUUGUUGUACAAAGGUGUCUGGAAAAACCUCUGUCAAGGUUAUUGGAGUUCAAAUCCUGCCAAAGUCAUUUGCCGAAUGGCUGGUUAUCCUGAUGGUUAUGCUGUAAGAAUGCAUCAGUAUAAAGGAUCUAACGAUGUUUGGCUGUCCAGUUAUAGUUGUAAUGGCUUUGAACCAUACAUUGAAUUAUGCUUGGACCUUAUCUGGGGAAAAGCGACUUGUUCAGAUAACAACCUAGCUGGUGUUGUCUGUAAAUCAGGAUCACCUAAUGUUUCAUAUCGACUUAUUGGAUCAGUACCUCAUGCAGGAAGACUGGAAAUGCGCUACUAUGGUUCAUGGAUGCCAGUAUAUUCUCAAAAUGGUCUGGGGUUAAAUGAUGCUCAUGUAAUAUGUCGUAUGAUGGGGUACAAUCAAGCUAUUAUUGCCUUCAUAAACAUCCAAGAAAGGAGAAGCAGCUAUGAAGUUGACAUGAGCUGUCGGGGUUUUGAGAAUACAACGGAACAGUGUGGAAACUCCGUCAGCACCUCAAAUAAUCAGAGACGGGAAACUACCUGGAUUGUUUGCAAACCACAUACAGAAUCUAGAUUUGCUGUUCGUUUCAUGGACGGUAUGUCUUUGAACGAAGGCCGCGUGGAAAUUGGUUCUUCAGGGGUCUGGGGCUCACUUAAUGAAAGGUAUCGACACCGGAGACGCUUCAGGCGAUGGGGCUUGACAGCUGCUAACAUAGUUUGUCACAGUAUUUGA
Messenger RNA from Exaiptasia diaphana, 1514 nucleotides. RefSeq names its product scavenger receptor cysteine-rich type 1 protein M130-like. NCBI's taxonomy places the organism in Eukaryota, Metazoa, Cnidaria, Anthozoa, Actiniaria, Aiptasiidae. Gene Ontology annotation, cellular component: membrane. The transcript has 7 exons. The record is from RefSeq and is a predicted model, not a curated record. Bases 12 to 1514 code for a protein of 500 amino acids.